GCGCCAAAUGUGAACACGUGAGCAAAACAAAGCGAGAGAACGGUUUCACGAUGGCAGGAUUUGAUGAUGCGGGCGUUUUUUUCAGUGAUAACUUUGGAUCUGAAGAUCAAACCGAUGAAAACCAGAUCAACAGACAGCAAAUUAAGAAGAGAUUCAAAGAUUUUAUUAGACAAUUUCACGAAGGGAACUUUUCAUACCGAUAUCGAGACCAGUUGAAAAGAAACUACAACCUUGGGCAACACUGGUUGGAAGUUGAUCUGCAAGAUGUGACCAGCUUUGAUGAAGCUUUAGCAGAAAAACUUAACAAACUUCCUGCAGAACAUUUGCCAUUGUUUGAAGAUGCAGCAAAAGAAGUGGCUGAUGAGGUGACCAGGCCCCGUCCAGAUGGGGACGAAGAUGUGGAAGAUAUACAAGUCAUGGUGAACUCCUCAGCCAACCCGUGUAGUAUCAGGGAGCUCAAGUCUGAACAAAUGGCAAAAUUGGUGAAGAUUCCUGGGAUCGUGAUAGCAGCCUCGGGUAUUAAAGCUAAGGCCACAAAGCUUUCACUUCAGUGUCGGGGCUGUCAGAACAUCCUUAACAAUAUUGCUGUUAACCCAGGAAUGGAGGGCUAUGCUCUACCUCGAAAAUGCAAUACAGAACAAGCUGGCCGACCUAAAUGUCCUAUAGACCCCUUCUUCAUUGUACCAGACAAGUGUAAGUGUGUGGACUUCCAGAACCUGAAGCUGCAGGAGGCUCCAGAGGCUGUUCCCAACGGUGAACUGCCUCGUCACAUGCAGCUGUACUGUGAUCGAUACUUGUGUGACAAAGUUGUACCAGGGAAUAGGGUGACCGUUGUUGGUGUGUUCUCCAUCAAGAAAACCUUCCAAAGUUCAAAGAAAAACACACGGGACAAGGUAAAUGUUGGUAUCCGCAGUCCGUACUUCCGUGUGGUUGGGAUACAGGUGGAUACAGAUGGGUCCGGCAGGAGCACCAACUCCCCUAUAACUCCAGCUGAGGAGGAGGAAUUUCGUCGACUAGCCAGUAGCACCAACAUCUACGAGACCAUUGCCAAGAGCAUUGCACCUUCCAUCUACGGAUGUGUUGACAUGAAGAAGGCAAUCGCCUCAUUGCUGUUUGGAGGUUCCAGGAAGAGGUUGCCUGAUGGCCUAACAAGAAGAGGUGAUGUUAACAUCCUGAUGUUGGGAGAUCCUGGUACAGCAAAGUCUCAGCUGCUCAAGUUUGUGGAGAGGGUGUCGCCAAUUGCAGUGUAUACGUCUGGCAAAGGCAGUAGUGCCGCUGGGCUGACGGCAUCUGUCAUCCGAGACCCGUCCACUCGUAACUUUGUGAUGGAAGGUGGAGCCAUGGUUCUGGCGGAUGGUGGUGUUGUGUGUAUUGAUGAGUUUGAUAAGAUGAGAGAAGAUGAUAGAGUUGCUAUACAUGAGGCUAUGGAACAACAGACUAUAUCUAUUGCCAAGGCUGGAAUCACAACUACGCUGAACUCCAGAUGUUCUGUCCUGGCUGCUGCCAACAGUGUGUUUGGCCGAUGGGAUGAAACUAAGGGAGAGGAGAAUAUUGACUUCAUGCCCACCAUCUUGUCCCGAUUUGACAUGAUCUUCAUAGUCAAGGAUGAACACAAUGAAGAGAGAGAUAUGAUACUGGCAAAGCACGUAAUGAAUGUACAUCUGAAUUCACAUCAAAUGUCUGAGGAGCAUGCUGACGGAGAGAUAAACCUGCUCACACUGAAGAAGUAUAUCUCCUACUGUAGGACGAGAUGUGGCCCAAGAUUAGCAGUGGAAGCUGCUGAAAAGCUGAAGAACCGUUACGUGUUGAUGAGAAACAGUGCCGGCGAAUAUGAGCGGGAAACCGGAAAACGUAUCAGUAUACCAAUUACUGUCAGGCAAUUGGAAGCCAUUAUUAGAAUGUCGGAGUCCUUGGCCAAGAUGAGGAUGCAGCCGUUUGCUUUGGAAGGGGAUGUUGACGAGGCCCUGAGACUAUUUCAGGUGUCCACAUUGGAUGCUGCUAUGUCUGGGAAUCUAUCAGGUGUUGAAGGGUUCACAACGGAGGAAGACCAGGAGCUUUUGAGCAGGAUUGAAAAACAGAUCAAAAGACGAUUUAUCAUUGGAUCCCAAGUAUCGGAACAUGCUAUUAUUCAAGACUUUACAAGACAGAAAUAUCCUGAACGCUCCAUAUACAAAGUGCUACACUUCAUGAUGAGACGUGGGGAGGUACAACACAGAAUGCAGAGGAAGAUGUUAUACAGGGUCAAGUAGAACGCUGACCACAGUUUACAAGAUAUUUAUCACAAGGCAUCAAAACUUUUCAGGACUUCCAAAACCAUUCAUGAUUGGACGAAGCUUUCCAAGCCUAAUAGCAUAAUAAUGCAUUCAAAUCAAGUAUGCACUAGAAAUCAAAAUAUUUGGGCAUGGAUAAAUGAUGAAAAUUCACAUUUUUCAGACACUUCAGAGAAUUUAUUCCCAAGUCAGUGUUAUGGUGCAGUAUAGUUUGAUGGCUUAUGUUAUUAAAUCAUUCAUUGGUGUAUGAACUGUAGUAUCAUUAAUUGGUGUAUGAACUGUACAUGUUAUACCAUUAAUUUGUGUAUGAACUGUACUUGUUAUACCAUUAAUUGGUUAUGAACUGUAAUGUGAUAAUGGGAAGGAUUUUUCCUGGAUUUGCUCUAGAAUAUUGGACUUGUGCAUUUGAUAUAUGGAAGUUUGUACAGUGUGUUGCGAGUUAUGAAUGACUAGAACAAAUCUAUUGUAUGUACAUGUAUAUAUUUAUCAAGUAGCAUUGAAUUCUGUAAAUAUUAAAGGGAAUAAACUUGUCUUAAAUAUAA
Messenger RNA from Mizuhopecten yessoensis (Yesso scallop), 2812 nucleotides. Its product is annotated as DNA replication licensing factor mcm5-like. The record is from RefSeq and is a predicted model, not a curated record. Gene Ontology annotation, cellular component: MCM complex; nucleus. NCBI's taxonomy places the organism in Eukaryota, Metazoa, Mollusca, Bivalvia, Pectinida, Pectinidae. Gene Ontology annotation, biological process: DNA replication initiation; DNA replication; double-strand break repair via break-induced replication. The coding region runs from base 51 to 2249 and encodes 732 amino acids. The transcript has 15 exons. Gene Ontology annotation, molecular function: single-stranded DNA helicase activity; DNA replication origin binding; ATP binding.